Colletotrichum acutatum is the source of this 1010-nucleotide messenger RNA. Its product is annotated as galactoside O-acetyltransferase. Bases 318 to 977 code for a protein of 219 amino acids. The transcript has 2 exons. Gene Ontology annotation, molecular function: acetyltransferase activity. The record is from RefSeq and is a predicted model, not a curated record. NCBI's taxonomy places the organism in Eukaryota, Fungi, Ascomycota, Sordariomycetes, Glomerellales, Glomerellaceae.
CUUCCUUUUUCGCGGAAUUUUAGAAGUCGUCUGAAGUUCAUGGUGCCUCAACCCCGCACCCCGUAGUUUAAAUGCGCUUGCGGAGUCGUCCGCGACCUGUUGGGAUGUCUACCAAAUGAGGAAGUUUCCCCAGCCAAAUGACUUAGCGUCAUGCGCUGUCCCUCGCUUUCGUACUUGAAAUGGCGGGCGGAGUCACCGCUUCCACCACCUUGGUAGCCCAAUAUAAGGUGGUGACAUCCCAAAUUUUGACGACGAUGUUCCAACGCCACAUCUCACCUUGAGCCUCUCAAUCAACAGCCAACUAUACAGUGGCCAAGAUGGUGCCACCAAUUCGUACGCAAAAGGACGAUAGGGCUAUUGCCUUCGCCAAGACCCUCGAGCAUGUGCCCUGGUGCGACGACUACGAGAAGAUGGUCUCUGGCAUGCUUUACAGUUGCAUGGCGCCUGAACUGGUAGCAUCAAGACACCGUGCCCGUCGACUGGCUCAGAAAUUCAACACCUACGUUCCAGGAGACGACGAAUCUGCAGACGACGUCGCCAACAAGAGAGUGGGCAUGAUCAAGGAGCUUUUCGGCGGUAUUGGAAAAGAUGUCUAUGUCGAGCCUAGCUUGCAAGUUGAUUAUGGCUGCAACAUCACGGUCGGAGAUCGCUUCUAUGCCAACUUCAACUGCGUCAUUCUCGACUGUGCUCAUGUGACCAUUGGGAACAAUGUAUUCUUUGCCACAGGAGUCAGUCUCAUCACAGCAACCCACGAGACUGCCUUGCAGUCCAGGAGAGAUAACGUCGAGUACGCAGAGCCCAUCACCAUUGGAGAUGACUGCUGGAUCGGAGCGAAUGUCACAGUGUUACCGGGAAUCAACAUUGGCAAGGGGUGCACGAUUGGUGCCGGUGCGCUUGUGAACAGAGAUAUUCCAGAGUACUCAGUUGCCGUUGGCGUUCCGGCCAAGGUUGUCAAGAAGGUAGAACCAGUUGCUUAGACAAAUUUCGGAAAAUAAAAAAUACAAUCUGGC